Molecule: messenger RNA, 1769 nt
Organism: Manihot esculenta (cassava)
Lineage: Eukaryota; Viridiplantae; Streptophyta; Magnoliopsida; Malpighiales; Euphorbiaceae
Product: protein DETOXIFICATION 33
Exons: 9
Coding region: 161-1609 (482 amino acids)
Biological process (GO): xenobiotic detoxification by transmembrane export across the plasma membrane
Cellular component (GO): membrane
Molecular function (GO): xenobiotic transmembrane transporter activity; antiporter activity
Source: RefSeq, a predicted model, not a curated record
UCAUAACUACCCGUAGCUGCAGCCGCAGGUUAUUCAAGAACUACAGAUCCUAAAUCUGUAAUAAAACCCUUUUCUUUACGUCUUAAAUUCUACUAGAUUGAGACCAAAUCUUUCUAUUAGAGCAGACGAAGAGAGAGCUAUACCAAGCAGAGUAGCAGUGAUGGGCAUAGAUGCUCCUCUUCUCGACAACCAUCCCAAUGGCAGCGAUCAAGAGCAGAAGUUCUCUAUUAGCGUUGUUAGAGAAUUUUGGGAAGAGUCAAAGAGGCUAUGGAAGCUAGCAGGACCAGCAAUCUUCACUGCCCUAUGCCAGUACUCGCUGGGUGCACUCACUCAGACCUUUGCUGGUCUUGUGGGUGAAAUUGAGCUUGCUGCUGUUUCCGUUGAGAACUCUGUUAUUGCUGGUCUUGCUUUCGGGGUCAUGUUGGGAAUGGGCAGUGCAUUGGAGACGCUCUGUGGGCAAGCCUUCGGUGCAGGACAGCUGAGAAUGUUGGGUAUAUAUAUGCAGAGAUCAUGGGUCAUUUUGUUGACCACUGCCUGCCUAUUGGUUCCAAUUUAUGUUUGGUCUCCGCCAAUCCUGGAACUCAUUGGAGAGACUACCGAGAUAUCUACGGCUGCAGGGAAAUUCGCUCUGUGGAUGCUUCCGCAAUUGUUCGCAUAUGCGCUGAAUUUUCCAAUACAAAAGUUUUUGCAAUCACAGAGCAAAGUGUUUGUGAUGGCCUGGGUAUCCGCUGUGGUACUGGUGUUGCAUGCAAUUUUCAGUUGGUUAUUAAUACUGAAGCUUGGAUGGGGCUUAACUGGAGCAGCAAUCACCCUCAACACUUCAUGGUGGCUCAUAGUUAUUGGACAAUUGUUAUACAUAUUCAUUACCAAAUCGGAUGGGGCUUGGAGUGGAUUCUCAUGGCUUGCAUUUGCAGACUUGUGGGGUUUUGUCAAGCUUUCUUUAGCAUCUGCUGUUAUGUUAUGUUUGGAGUUUUGGUACUUGAUGAUACUGGUGGUGGUAACCGGUCGGUUGCCGAACCCCCUGAUACCAGUUGAUGCUAUUUCUAUAUGCAUGAACAUACAAGGAUGGGAUGCAAUGAUUGCUAUCGGAUUCAAUGCUGCCAUAAGUGUGAGAGUGUCAAAUGAACUUGGGGCUGGUAAUGCUCGGCUGGCGAAAUUCUCAGUGAAAGUGGUCUCAGUGACAUCAAUCUCAAUAGGGGUUAUUUGCAUGGCUGUGGUAUUUGCAACAAGAGACUAUUUCCCCUACCUCUUCACUACCAGUGAGGCUGUUGCUAAUGAAACUACCAGACUUGCUAUCUUGUUGGGAAUCACUGUGCUUCUAAACAGCCUUCAGCCUGUCUUAUCUGGCGUUGCUGUUGGAGCUGGGUGGCAAUCUCUUGUUGCAUACAUAAACAUUGCUUGUUACUAUAUUGUUGGAUUCCCCGCUGGAAUAGUCUUGGGAUUCACAUUCAAAUUUGGCGCUGUGGGAAUUUGGUCAGGGAUGAUUGGAGGAAUUUGUCUGCAGACCAUAAUAUUGAUUAUAGUCACUUCAGUCACUAACUGGAAAAGAGAAGCAGAAGAAGCUGAAAGCCGUGUUAGGAAAUGGGGAGGAUCAAUUGCAGAGGAUUGAUCUGAUUAGAAUUGCUAAUUAAGUUUAGAAGCAAUUGUUGCUUUUGCAGAGACAAUGGCAGCGAGACCCAUAAUCUGCUGAGACAUUUAAGUCUGAUAAUUUUGUAAUUGUUUAUUGGAUAAGAAAUCUUAAAUUUUUCUUCGAUGAUAAUAUGGUAAAA